Molecule: messenger RNA, 487 nt
Organism: Mytilus californianus (California mussel)
Lineage: Eukaryota; Metazoa; Mollusca; Bivalvia; Mytilida; Mytilidae
Product: perlucin-like protein
Exons: 4
Coding region: 35-448 (137 amino acids)
Source: RefSeq, a predicted model, not a curated record
AGGAUGCAUUGAUGGAUGGGUUCAACAUAAUGACAUGUGUUACUUUUUGAGUCACGAUAAAGCAACAUGGUAUGAGGCAUUGGCUGUGUGCUCGUCUGUGUUUGGAACAUUGGCAGAACCAUCCUCGGCGGACGUGCAAAAUUUCUUAGUAAGUCAAAUUCCAAGGAAUUCAUCAUAUCCUCGACAACAUUUCAAAUAUUGGAUCGGAAUAUCUGAUGUUUUCAAGGAAACACAUUGGAUGUUCAUUUCAACACAACAGAUUGUUUCAACAACAUUUUGGUUUCCCGGAGAACCAAAUAACAAUAUUGCAACUGGUCUAGAUAAUACAGACGAAGAUUGUGUUCUGUUCAACUGGGAUGGCAAAGGUUCAUGGAACGACUUUUCUUGCACAUCACGUUAUUUGUUUACCUGUCAGAAAGAGGAUGCAGAUAUAAAUGUGAUUGGUUAAAAGCUUUAGUAGAGUCAUACGAAAUAAAGGACAUUCUAC